AUGAAGCAAAUCCAACACCCUUCCCAUCUCUUGGCCUAUGGCGUGGUUAUCGCGCUGCUUAGUGCGGGUCUGUACGCCGCACAGCUGUUUUUUGUGUUCACCUCGGAAAACGAUUCCCAAUGGUCCUGGCCGAAAGAAAGUCUACCAGUUGGUUACCUAUCAGCUAGCGUGAUGCUUAUUUCACCAGUUUUCUGUUUCGCGGCUGCCUGCACACGCAUCCGGAAAUGGUUAGUUCUAGCGAUAUUUUUAGCCAUCUGCAGUACGGCUGUCUCGAUCGCAUUGGGUAUAAACGGGCUGGUAGAAUAUAUGGACGAGUCUGAAUCUCAGUUCGCCCUUUUCACUAUGGGUGCGCUCAACGUUGCUGCUGGGAGCCUUUGUGGGAUCUAUGUGAUACUCAUGUUUACGGACGUGUGUGACUGUCACUGGAGAAAAAAGAUCAACGAGCAACAGCCCCCGGAUCUACAUCCCCAACCCGCAUCCGUUUCUAGCCCCUCACAGUACCCAGAAAACAUAUCCCGUGUGGAAACGAAUGUGUCAACGGAUGGUAUUCCCCCUGCAUAUCCAUAUGUCGCGCAGAAUUCAACGGUUCCAUACGCAUCAUCUGAAACUAACUAUCUUAAACCCGGAACGUGGCCAACUGCACCGCCUCCAUAUGAGCCAUAG
Molecule: messenger RNA, 663 nt
Organism: Opisthorchis viverrini
Lineage: Eukaryota; Metazoa; Platyhelminthes; Trematoda; Opisthorchiida; Opisthorchiidae
Exons: 1
Coding region: 1-663 (220 amino acids)
Source: RefSeq, a predicted model, not a curated record